Messenger RNA from Danio rerio (zebrafish), 2185 nucleotides. It is a transcript of the gene cyp11a1.1, whose product is annotated as cytochrome P450 family 11 subfamily A member 1, tandem duplicate 1. Gene Ontology annotation, cellular component: mitochondrial membrane; mitochondrial inner membrane. Gene Ontology annotation, biological process: C21-steroid hormone metabolic process. NCBI's taxonomy places the organism in Eukaryota, Metazoa, Chordata, Actinopteri, Cypriniformes, Danionidae. Gene Ontology annotation, molecular function: cholesterol monooxygenase (side-chain-cleaving) activity; monooxygenase activity; oxidoreductase activity, acting on paired donors, with incorporation or reduction of molecular oxygen. The record is from RefSeq and is marked provisional.
GGUUCUUUCCUUGAGUGACUGAUAUCACGUCUCCACAGGCGGCAAACGUUUCGUCCUCCAUACAAACCCUGCAUAAAUGAGCGUCAGAAGUAGAGAGAGAGAGUGUGAUGGCCCGCUGGAAUGUGACGUUCGCUCGUCUGGAUCAGUCCCUGUCUUCAUUGAAAAAUCUGCUGCAGGUCAAGGUGACUCGCUCAGGCAGAGCACCGCAAAACUCCACUGUCCAGCCAUUCAAUAAGAUCCCUGGACGAUGGAGGAACAGCCUGCUCAGUGUCCUUGCCUUCACCAAAAUGGGAGGCCUCAGGAAUGUCCACCGAAUUAUGGUGCACAAUUUCAAAACAUUUGGUCCAAUUUACAGGGAAAAAGUUGGAAUCUACGAUAGUGUGUACAUCAUAAAGCCUGAAGACGGUGCUAUCCUGUUCAAAGCUGAGGGCCAUCACCCCAAUAGAAUCAAUGUAGACGCGUGGACCGCCUACAGGGACUACAGGAACCAAAAAUAUGGCGUCCUGCUAAAAGAAGGGAAGGCCUGGAAGACUGAUAGGAUGAUUCUAAACAAGGAACUGCUUUUGCCGAAGUUGCAGGGGACCUUUGUGCCUCUCCUGGAGGAGGUCGGGCAGGACUUUGUGGCUCGUGUCAACAAACAGAUUGAGAGGAGUGGGCAAAAACAGUGGACCACAGAUCUGACCCAUGACCUCUUCAAGUUUUCACUGGAAUCGGUGAGUGCUGUGUUGUAUGGGGAGCGUUUGGGUCUUCUGUUGGACAACAUUGAUCCAGAAUUUCAGCACUUCAUUGACUGCGUCUCAGUCAUGUUUAAGACCACCUCACCCAUGCUGUACCUACCCCCGGGCCUGCUUCGGUCCAUAGGGUCCAACAUUUGGAAAAACCACGUUGAAGCCUGGGAUGGCAUCUUUAACCAGGCUGACCGAUAUAUCCAGAAUAUCUUCAAACAAUGGAAAGAAAAUCCAGAAGGCAAUGGGAAGUAUCCUGGUGUACUGGCAAUCCUUCUAAUGCAGGACAAACUGUCCAUCGAGGAUAUAAAGGCCAGUGUCACCGAGCUGAUGGCUGGAGGGGUGGACUCGGUUACUUUCACACUGCUGUGGACGCUUUAUGAACUGGCUCGACAGCCAGACCUACAGGACGAGCUCCGAGCAGAAAUCUCAGCCGCUCGUAUUGCCUUUAAAGGAGACAUGGUACAGAUGGUCAAGAUGAUUCCUUUGCUUAAAGCAGCCCUGAAAGAAACUCUCAGAUUACAUCCUGUAGCAAUGAGUCUUCCAAGGUUCAUCACUGAAGAUACGGUCAUACAAAAUUACCACAUUCCAGCAGGGACUUUAGUUCAGCUGGGUGUCUAUGCUAUGGGUCGUGAUCAUCAGUUCUUCCCGAAACCAGAGCAAUACUGUCCCUCUCGCUGGAUCAGUUCUAAGAGACAGUACUUCAAGAGCCUGGGCUUCGGCUUUGGUCCCCGCCAGUGUCUGGGUCGCAGGAUUGCCGAGACUGAAAUGCAGAUCUUCCUAAUUCAUAUGCUGGAGAAUUUCAGGAUUGAGAAGCAGAAGCAGAUUGAGGUCAGGAGCAAGUUUGAGCUCCUUUUAAUGCCAGAGAAGCCCAUCAUGCUUACCAUCAAACCACUGAAUGCCAGCAGAUAGCAGAGAUGCAAACAGGAAAUGACGUCAAGUAUGGAAGCUUUGAGGGUGGCAAAUAUCCACUUUUGAGUUUUAGAGAUUUGAAUGUACAGUAUGUUUCUUAUCAUUUAAAGAGAUACUUUAGUGUUUACUCACCCUCACAUAAUACCAAAACCGUUCAACUUUCUGUUGAAUCUAUUCAAACAACAUCUGAAAUUAAUUUAUCUGUUUUAAAAUAUCUAUUGGUGUCAUCCACAGAAAAAAAGGCGAGUAAAUAAUGAAAAAUAUAGUCUAAGAGUUUAAAGCAACACUUUGUCUUAAGGUGUCCUUAUUUAUUUAAUCCAUAUGUAUAUCCCUGUUAAUAUGCCUGGAUCUGUUAUUGUGUGUGAGUUGGGCACUAUAAUAUGAGACCAUGAUCCUUUUAAAUGUAAAUUUGAUAUUCUAUUAUGCUGGGAUAUAUUGUGUUAUGAAUAACAUUUCAGUGAUUUGCAAUUUCAAUUAUUUUAUUCUUUGUUGUUCUAAUAAAUCUUGCAUAUUUUUAUCUGUGAAUCAAUAAAUUGAAAUCUCAUCUA